ACACCACCAUCUUCUGUUUACAUGGCUAAAAAUGUCAAAUGUUUUUAUACUACCUCCGCUUCGUCCUAAGUCCGGAUAUUGGCAGUAUUUCACUAUUUCCUGAAAUAAAAUGGCACAGAAAGGAGGGGAAGUGGUCUGUGUUACCGGCGGCAGCGGCGGCAUUGGCUCCUGGCUGGUCCGCCUCCUCCUCGACCGUGGCUACGUCGUCCAUGCCACCGUCAAAGAUCUCAAGGAUCAGAAGGAGACGAAGCAUUUAGAAGCAAUGGAAGGAGCCGAUUCGCGCCUCCAUCUCUUCCAAAUCGAUCUCCUAGACUUCAAUUCCAUCUCGGCCGCCGUUACCGGCGCUACCGGCGUUUUCCACCUCGCUUCCCCCUGCAUCGUUGAAGACGUCCACGAUCCCGAGAGGGAGUUGCUGGAUCCGGCGAUCAAAGGCACUAUCAACGUACUGACGGCUGCUAAGGAGCUCGGAGUCCGGCGAGUGGUGCUGACGUCAUCCAUUUCGGCCAUAAUUCCUAGCCCUAACUGGCCAGCUGAUGUUGUGAAGAAUGAGGAUUGCUGGACGGAUAUCGAAUACUGCAAACAGAAAGGGAGAUGGUAUCCACUUUCAAAAACACUUGCAGAAAAGGCUGCCUGGGAGUUCUCUAAGGAAAAGAAUUUGGACAUUGUUGUGGUGAAUCCUGGAACUGUGAUGGGUACUUAUAUAUCCCCAACCCUCAAUGCAAGCAUGAUAAUGCUUCUUCGUCUGCUUAAAGGCUGCACUGAGACAUAUGAAGAUUUCUUUAUGGGGUCUGUACAUUUUAAAGAUGUGGCCUUAGCACAUAUACUUGUCUAUGAAAACGCUUCAGCAAAAGGAAGGCACCUUUGUGUUGAAGCAAUAUCUCACUUUGGUGACUUUGCAGCUAAGGUUGCUGAACUUUACCCUGAAUACACCAUACCCAGGUUUCCCAAGGAUACUCAACCUGGCCUGCUGAGAGCUAAGGAUGGAGCAAAGAAGCUUAUGGAUUUGGGUUUGGAGUUCAUUCCCAUGGACCAAAUUAUUAGGGACUCUGUUGAUAGUUUGAAGAGCAAAGGGUAUCUAAGUUGAAAAAACUAGGUUCAAUAGACAAACCUUGUUGAAAGGAGGGUAAAAACUGUUUAUUAUUGACUCAAUGAACAUAAGUAAUUGUGAGUUUGUGACCUUUAAUCAUUAGAGCAAGGAGUAAUGCUGUGUACAUCUUAGAGUUGAGAUUAUUAUGGGUUUGUUGUUGUUGAGAAGCUAUGUUCUUGAAAACCUUUGGAUAUAGUCCCAAAUCCCAAUUCAUAGAUUAUUCAUCCUCAUUCAAUAUGGAAGCACCGACGUUGCAGUCCAGAUUCCGAUUCCCUCGAUUGUCCUCAACCCCACGUUUAUGGUAAACCAAAGAACGCCUUUGUUAGCUGCAUCUUCAUCUCCAUACUCCUUUCUCUCUUCUUUAUCUGUGUUUUCCUUCUUUCUCAUCACUCUCUGUAUGCGUGUCAUGGUAUAAAAAUGGUGUCUUUGGCUGCAGACUUUAAUGGAAAGAAUGGGUUGCUUUCAAAUGACACCAUUUUCGCCCAAAAAUUGUUUUUUGGAAGGAUCAAUAAAUUCGUCAAUUUCCCAGGAUUCAUUUCUCUUUUUUUUUUAAUUUCUCCAUAGAUUUAGAAAGUGAAUGUGUAUAUGCAUAUGCAUUUGGAGGGUAGAAUACUGUAUAAGAGAAUACUGAAUUGUAAGAAUGCUGAGAGAGAUGACAUUCUCGUAUAGACAGUCAUUGUCUAUGCGGCACUGGUGGUGUCACCCUUGGUGUCAUCUGCGGUGUGACUGUGACAUAACCCGCUUAUGGUUGAAUCCUAUCUAACUUGUUUGUGGAAGCAGUGAUACACACCCUCACCAAUGCAAGGUGGAUGUGCCCGAGAACUCGCCCGAAAGAUUUCACUCUCUAACUGUUAAAAAGGUUCUUAGAAGAUCUGUUGUGCAGUUCCUCGGACUGAACUCUAUUCUCUUUAAUGUGCGUACUGUCACAGCUGCAACAAUGCCGGAGACAAAAGAAUCCGAUGUUGUACGGUAAUGUCUAUUUGUUGCUCUUCCAAUAUGCUUUAAUUUUCCUUGCAUUAGCGCAAGUGCAUUGUUCUGUCUCAUUGAUUGUUGUUUGGAAUUGAAGUCUUUUUCCAGGAAUCUAGAGCUUGCUAGUGGAGUGAGGAUACAAGGUAAAGGAGUUGUUUAAAGUGGUAGAAUUGUAAUUUA
Messenger RNA from Cuscuta campestris, 2236 nucleotides. The record is from the annotation of a GenBank genome assembly. Lineage: Eukaryota; Viridiplantae; Streptophyta; Magnoliopsida; Solanales; Convolvulaceae.